CGUCCUCCCUUCUCUGGCCUUCAGUUGUCAUAUAAUUCAAAGCUUCACAGAAAGCAAAGCAGAGAUGGCUCGUUCUGCUGUGGUGCAAGACCAGUCUUCGCAUGUUCGAUCUAUUAGCCUGCCCUCCAGAGAUCAUCCAUUUGCACUCAGGGUUGAGCAAGAGGUCCACAAGCUAAGGACUUGCGUGGUUUCAUGCUCCUUAUCAUCCCAGGAGAUGUGUAAUGGAUUGAGAAGGCUCAGAGAUCUGUAUGACUGCAUCGAGGAGCUCCUUCGCUUGCCUCACAACCAACAAGCCCUCUGCCAUCCACAUCGAAAAGAGUGGUUGGAAGAGGAAUUGGAUGGGUCUGUCAAGGUGUUGGACUUGUGUGGCACCUUGAGAGAUAAGCUAGUCACAAUGAAAGAGCAUCUCCAGGACCUUCAGUUGGCCCUUCGAAGAAGAGACACAACAAGCAUUGAGAGCAGGUUGCAUGCUUGCAUUCGCUCUGGAAAGAAGGCACAGAAGGAUAUCGAGAAUUGUCGCAGGCCAUCGAAGCAAGUGUCCAGCAAAUCUUCACCUUAUACUGCUGUUGAUAUGGAUUCUGAUCUAUCACUUGUGGUACAUUUGUUGAUGGAAGCAAGAGAGAUCACCAUCUCUCUCCUCCGAUCCGCAUCGCGUCUCCUUUCUGUUUCAAGAAGGCCAAAAAGGAAGGCCAGCAGGUGGUCUUUUGUUUCCAAUGCAUUGCAGAAGAGGAAGGUCGCCUCUGAGGAAGAGCACAAGGAGACAAGCGACAUGGGCAAUGAAGAUUUCUCAUUGUGCGUUUCUGUUUCAUAUGACUGCAUCUCCUGCAAAGAUGUUGAUGGUGAGAAAGUACCGAAGGCACAAGAUCGACUGGAGACACUAAAGGCUAAGAUGGAAGAUCUUGAGACACAAUUGGAAUGCCUGAACAGGCGGCUAAUCCAAAACAGAGUCUCUCUCCUGAACAUCCUGAGUCUUUAGAGCUUGCAUCAGCCUUUGUACCUAUACAAACUUCAUCAUUAGCAUCCGCAUUUUUAAGGAUCGGCUAAUGGCCUUUUCUUACAAUUUUAUGUGCAUGAAAUGAAGAGUACUCUAUAUUGUUCCAAUUGAAAUCUGAAAAGAUAUUAACAUGUCAUUGCCUUGGAA
Phoenix dactylifera (date palm) is the source of this 1141-nucleotide messenger RNA. RefSeq lists its product as uncharacterized. The record is from RefSeq and is a predicted model, not a curated record. Lineage: Eukaryota; Viridiplantae; Streptophyta; Magnoliopsida; Arecales; Arecaceae. Gene Ontology annotation, biological process: shoot system development; root development.